GGAACUGAAGCUCUCUUUGAGCCCAUGCUUUGGUACGGUAAGUUGGGUUAUUGAUAACAGCAAUGGUUUGGGUUUAUCUUGGGCUCUGGGUGUUCUUGUUGGGGUGUAGCCCCUCACAGCUGCAUGGGCAGGUUAUUCUAGGUAAGGGGGAAGUGUGUGGAGGGGCAGUGGAGGGCCAGUGUGACACCAACCUCACAUGUGUUUCUGUGAAGCCCGCUGACAAGGAGCAAACACCCAGUGCUGGACUCUGCAGCCCUCCCCUUGCCCCAGGCUGUGUGCCAUGCUCUGGAGUGCUGUGUCCCCGUGCCAGGCGAGUCUGCCCUGGGGGACAUGUCACUGAGCCGUGUGGCUGCUGCCCACAGUGUGCCCGUCAGAUGGGCCAGGUGUGUGGAGGCCCCCACUGGGAGAAAGGCUACUGUGACAGAGACCUCACCUGCACCCUGUUCACCGGACGCAGCCCUGCCAGACCCCCACACACCGGCGUGUGCAAAGUGUUACUUGGGCAUCAGGCAGACCCCCUGGCAGACCCCCUAUGCCCCUGGAUGUGGGGCUGCAACGUCAGGGCAGGGGCCUGUGACUGCUACUCCCUACAGACUUGCCACGCUGCCUUCUCCUAUCACAGUUUGGACCAAUGUCUCAAAACAAUGAGAGGGGAUGAGCUCUGGAGUGAGAUGGAGGAACAAGGGGAGCAUACAUGUGUGGAAUGGGGCUGUGAGUUGCAGGGAAGCCAGUGUGUGUGUUUGGAGAGGAGCUGCUACUCACCCACACCAUUAUUCUCUGAAGACACCUGUGAAAACAUGCUGCAGAGAGCUCGCUGCAGCAAUGUUAACUGCCCUGAGGUCCAAGUCCCUUCCUGCCCUGCUGAUUCCUUCCUCACUGAGCCUUACAUUCCUCAUGGCCAAUGCUGCCCCCUGGUGCCAGCUAUCUGCACAUGCAACUUCGAUAAAUGCCCGUUGGCACCCCCGACCUGUCCUCCUGGCCAGCAAGUCCACGGUGUGGAGAGCAGGAAUGGUCUUCCAGGGGCUUGUUGUCACCAGUACCAGUGUGUGUAGGGUUAGGCACUGCUUAGGCAGGAAAGUUUGAUGAGAUGAUGACAGACAAAGCGAAAGAAGAGAGAAGGGGUAGACAGGCCAAAGGAAAGUGCCAGGACCUCACACAGAGCUGGACUCGACAGACAGGACUCCACUGGUUAAUAGCUGAUGGAUUGCAUGGGCAAUUUUAUAUGCAUUAUGACUCACACAUUGCCUACAGUUUUUAUUUCUGAAAUCAUGGCAUUAAUAGCUUUUUUUGAGCAACGUAGCCUAAAUGUAACUAAAACCAUUUAACUAAAUUCUAAUACAUUCUAAUACAUCACUGAUAAUGGGUUGGGAGGAAUAGGCUACUGUGCCCGUGGUAGGAUACUGGAUGCCAUGUGCAUAUUUUCAUAAUAAAGGAAACAAUAGACCCCUCUU
Salvelinus namaycush (lake trout) is the source of this 1451-nucleotide messenger RNA. Its product is annotated as cysteine-rich motor neuron 1 protein-like. The transcript is spliced from 5 exons. The record is from RefSeq and is a predicted model, not a curated record. NCBI's taxonomy places the organism in Eukaryota, Metazoa, Chordata, Actinopteri, Salmoniformes, Salmonidae. Bases 63 to 1052 code for a protein of 329 amino acids. Gene Ontology annotation, cellular component: extracellular region.